UUUAUCGUUGGAUGUAAACAGAAGAUGGCAGACCUCGUGGAAAAAGUUUUGAGAGAGGCAGCAGAGAAGGAAUCAAAGUUUAAAACUAUUGAAGUUGAAAAAGAGAUUGAUGUCAUUAUAGAUGAAGGGAAUCUCCUUGUGUGUGACACAAACCCUAUUGAUUUUAAGUUACAAAAAAAGAAUAGAGAAGAUUAUUUAAAAGAUUUGAGUAGAGACAACACACAGAUACUUAUCAACAGAAUAUGGCAGUUGCCAACUCACAGAGAAGACGAAGUUGUAGUUGCAGAGUUGCCUGAUGUUAAAACACCAAUACCUAGAGAAAAACCAGUGCCAAAAAAAAGAAAAGCGACAAAAUGGGAAGAGUAUGCCAGAAUGAAAGGUAUAAAUAAAAAGAAGAAAGGUAGAAUGGUGUACGAUGAACAGUCAAAAGAAUACAAACCUAGAUGGGGAUAUAAACGUGCAAAUGAUGAUACUAAAGAUUGGUUGAUAGAAGUUCCUCAAAAUGCAGAUCCAUUUGAAGACCAGUUUGAGAAAAGGAAGAAAAAGAAACAAGAAAGGACCUCUAAGAAUGAAUUACAAAGACUGAGAAAUAUUGCCAGGUCACAAAAGACAAAAGUUCCUGGGGUUGGAUUAACACCAACAAUUGCUCCUUCUAAAGAUCAUCUUGGUAAAGCAUUGGCAAUAGCAAAGAAAUCUACAGCAUCAAUAGGAAAGUUUACAGAAUCAUUACCUAAAGAAAAACCUUCAAAAUUUACUGGAAAGAAGAGAAAGUUUGAACCUAACUAUGGAGAUGUGAAGAAAGAAAAUACAAAGCAGUUAGAUAUAUUAAAUAAUGUUUUGAAUAAAACACCAAUAUUAGAUAUAACUCAAGCUGUAAAUACACAUGUAAAAGACGAAGACAGAACACGUUCAAAAAGACAGAAAACAGAUAAAAAAGGAGGCAAAGGAAGUAAAGGAAACAAAAACAAUAGUAAAGCAAAAAGAGGAAAGAGAAAUAAAAGAUAAUAAAUUUUUUUUUUGUCUUACUAGCUGUAACUCAAUAUAUAUAUUCUUGAGAGUA
This is a messenger RNA of Mytilus californianus (California mussel), 1060 nucleotides long. RefSeq names its product ribosome biogenesis regulatory protein homolog. The transcript is spliced from 10 exons. The coding region runs from base 25 to 1005 and encodes 326 amino acids. Gene Ontology annotation, cellular component: preribosome, large subunit precursor; nucleus; nucleolus. The record is from RefSeq and is a predicted model, not a curated record. Gene Ontology annotation, molecular function: protein binding. Gene Ontology annotation, biological process: ribosome biogenesis; ribosomal large subunit export from nucleus; endonucleolytic cleavage in ITS1 to separate SSU-rRNA from 5.8S rRNA and LSU-rRNA from tricistronic rRNA transcript (SSU-rRNA, 5.8S rRNA, LSU-rRNA). Lineage: Eukaryota; Metazoa; Mollusca; Bivalvia; Mytilida; Mytilidae.